Molecule: messenger RNA, 3428 nt
Organism: Coturnix japonica (Japanese quail)
Lineage: Eukaryota; Metazoa; Chordata; Aves; Galliformes; Phasianidae
Gene: FBXO22
Product: F-box protein 22
Biological process (GO): regulation of skeletal muscle fiber development; protein polyubiquitination; positive regulation of proteasomal ubiquitin-dependent protein catabolic process
Molecular function (GO): protein binding
Source: RefSeq, a predicted model, not a curated record
GGGCCGGAAGGGAUGCGGGCGGAAGUGCCGUCGCCGGAAGCGGAAGCGCGUCCCGCCGUGCUCGGUGGGUGUCGGGUGUGGCGCUGAGCAGCGUGUGGCCAUGGACACGGACAUGGACGGGCCGGGGAAGGGCGGCCUCGUGCUCGGGAACCUGGCCGAGGUGGUGGAGCGCGUGCUCGGCUUCCUGCCCACCAAAGCGCUGCUCCGGGCCGCCUGCGUGUGCCGCCUGUGGAGGGAGUGCGCGCGGCGGAUCCUGCGCACGCGGCAGCGGCUCAGUUGGGUGUCGGCGCUGGAGCCCGGCCCGCCCGGCGGACACGCGCUGCUCCGCGCCCUGCACACGGAGCUCCAGAGGGUGCACGUCCUGCCGCACACCGUGCUGUACAUCGCCGACGCCGAGACGUUCAGCGGGCACGAGGAGUGUCACGAGCACAAGAAAGCCAGGAAAAGAAACAGCAAAGAAACAGCCCUUGCGAUCGAGAAACUGUUGCCAAAGCGAUGUCAGGUCCUUGGACUGCUCACCCCGGGGAUCGUAGUUACCCCUAUGGGUUCAAGCAGCAAUCAGCCUCAAGAAAUUGAAGAUGGUGAAGCUGGGUUUGCUCUUUUGUUUCCCAAAAUUGAUGGGGUUAAAAUCCAAACCUUCCAUUUUCCUAAAGAAGUAAAGAAUAGGGUCAUUGAUGAAAACAAAUUUGCUGAAGCAGGCCUGAAGAAUAAUCCAGAUCUUCGUGUGGUUCUUCUGUUCGGAUACAACUCCUGGAAGUCUGGAGCUACUCGUUUUCUUCAUCAAAUAGUCAAUCCUUUGAAUGAAAAAAGUAUCAUCUUAGCUGGGGGACAAGUGGAGAGCUUUACAUCGCUCAUCUCUGAGAAUAAUAACGCCCAGCCCAGCGAUGCCUGUGGGGUGGUCGGGCUGGCUUUCAGCGGGCCCCAGAUCCAGAGCGCCACAGUUCUGUUAGACCAGGACGUCGCUGAUGAGAGGACAGCAGAAGCCGCCAUGCAGCGUCUGAAAGCAGCAAACAUCCCUGAGUGUAACACCAUUGGCUUCAUGUUCGCCUGUGUUGGUCGAGGAUAUCGGCAUUAUAAAACCAAACGGAACAUGGAAGCGGAUGCCUUUAGGAAAUUCUUUCCAAAUGUUCCCCUAUUUGGCUUUUUCGGACACGGGGAAAUAGGAUGUGAUCGGAUAGUUACUGGGAAUUUCGUGUUGAGAGAAUGUAAUGAUGUAAAGGAUGACCUGCUCCAUGGUUACACUACUGUUAUGACUCUCAUUCAUCUUGGUUCAACUAAAGCAAACCAGGCGUGAAUGUGUUUGCAAUGCGUCAGUGAGCUGCUUUAUCCUGAAGAGCGGACAUCCAGAGCACUUCCCAAAGCAUAAACACCAUUUUCCUAACAUUAUCAAAUCCUGGAACAGUUGAAUGUAAUAGCUGCGAGGAAGCCUUGCCUUUCGUGUAACCCCCCGCACAUGCUGAAAUGGCAGGGAAAAGAUAUUGAAUGGAGUUCUGCAUUUGAAGAAAGCAUCUUUUUUUCUGUGUGUGUGAAAUGAGAACAGUUUGCACAAGUGGCAGUCAGAGGCCAAGCAGUCACCGUGUAGAAUUAAUACUUUGAUGUGCUCUACUGAUGUAUGCAGAACAGUCCAGAACUACCAACGUGCUGAAAUACUGGUGCGUGAAAUCCACCAUUUAGUGGGUUUAAGAGUGAUGCACAGCCUGCACAGACCUGGGUCCUAUUUACAGAACUGAGUCAUUUACUGGGUGAAACUCAAGGAAAUCUUUAGGAACAAAACCAAGAAAGUGCUCAUUAAAUAAAGACAACGUUAAGUAAAGGCACCAGUCCUUUGUUCUUAGAGAAAAAAGCUCUGAUCUAGCGAGGUACUCUCAGCUUUGAAGCUCAUUUCACUGUCUUGAACUGCAUUUCAGUCAUCUUAAAUACUUGAUUUAGAACAAAUCCCUGGCACGUUGUUUCUACCAGCAAUCUUAGCCUUUGUGUACAGCAGUUUACGCCAUCAGAGUGGACUGCUUAUCCUUCCUUUUAGAUCCUCUUGUAGCACGGUCUUCACUGUUACAGACUUUUAAAUCCACAGUACCAAAAAAGGAAGACUCUCCUUGGUAUCUUUAAUAGGUUUUUAGCUUUUUAGUAUGAAAUUCUGUGCCACACAAGAUCUGGUGAUGUUCAUUUCAUCUCACACCCUACAACCUGGGCUUCUGCAUGUUUUGUGAGCUGAAGCUUUUACAUCAGUCAUCUAUUUUGGGUGCUGCAGCUGAAGGUAGUGUUACACAGUUCCACAUAGGUACUUUCAUCGUAUUCCCAGCAUAGCUCACAAUAAUCAGCUUUUACUUUCACUUGGCCACAGAAUUACAAGAAAGUGAGAUUUGUUUUGUACCGUUUCAUCACGCUUUGAAAUGCCUCAUUGGGCAUCUGUGCUGUUCUCAGUUAAUUAAGAGGAAAAUGCUUAGCUGUAUAUUGUACAAUAAUAUAGUGAUCUUUUGCUGUCCAUGUAAGAGCCGAGACUACCCUCGGCCACUUGCAGUCAAUGUCUCCAUGCUGUUUGGCAUUGAGAGAGGCCUCACAAGCAGGGAGAGGUGCCUGUCCUGAGAGCAGAACUGCUGUCAGUGGGUGCAGAGCACAGGUGGCACUUUCCCACAGCUCUGGUUGUGGUGGUGGUUCUUAACUCAGAGACAGAGGAUGUUAUCAUCUCCCCGUGGCCUUGCCAGGGACAGCAGGUCAGUAACUGUGUGUGACUAGAACAGCCUUAGUUUCUGCAUUUGGAAGAGGAAGUUGGGAAGUCAGUGUGCUUGAAUUUAAGUGGAUGACAGGGAGAUGCAUGUUUUCUCUUUUCAGCAUAAUGGGAACAUCACUCUUGGCCCUCUAUGACCAUGUAGCAUUACGUAUUUAACAGUAGGCAAAGAAUAGGUCUCGCUUCUGUAAUGCAGACAGGACUUCUGUAGAAGCUGCCACAAGUUCUGUGAGUUUGGUCUUGUCGCCAUCACAGCUGUUAGUAUAAACCUGUCAACUUCAACCAACUUUUUGCUGCAGUAGAAGUAAUGGAAGCAUAAUCAGCCACACAUCUGGAUCAAGAGUGUAAGCACAUCCAGAAGUGCCCAAAGAAGCAGCUCAUGAGCUUCAGCCAUGGCACGACGAAGCAGAAAAUGAUUUGAAGGAGCUCAUUGCUGGGGAGGUGUUCUCAGCUCAGGCCUUCAGCUAAAGGUACUUGUGAGUGUUGGAGGUAACCACAGCACGAAGAAUGCUCUGGUGGGGAAAUUCCAAGGGCUUGCACCACAUCCAGGAUCAUCUCCACCAGUGGGGAGGGGGGAGGAGCCCAGACGACACCAGAACCGAGUUCUGCCUCCCCUGGACUGUGUCAUCUGUCCCGUGUGCCAGGGCACUGGUGUGGUACAUAAUAUUGCUACGUAUUUGAUUAAAGUGUUUUGGUAUCCACA